GCGUUUUCACUACUAAAUAAGUCAAUCAUCCGAGUGGAGCAGCCCGACGUCAAUUUGGAAGAAGAAGAGUCUCCAACAGUAGCCGUGUCGAACACUCCAAUCACCGGAUUAAUCGUUGAGCCUGUUGAACCAUCUGGCUAUCUACGUCUAACUUACGAAGAGUACAAGAGGAUCGCGGAUUUACUUGUCCUACAAACGAAGCAAGGCGAGGAAUCCUCACUUGCCGCAUCGGGAGCAGAUACUGGUUCCCCAGUUGGAGCUAUACGUAAAAGCGAAUUAAUAAACUGGUAUAUGGAAGAAAUAGGAGAUGAACUCCAAACCGAACAACAACUUUUGGAGUGCAAGCUGCUCAUCGAACGUGUUAUUGAACGCCUCGUCAAACGCGACCACAUUUUAAUAGAAUUAGCUAGGACAGGACUGGAUAAAGAUGCCACGGCUGACCAAGAUCCUUACAUAGUUGUGCACCCCAACUAUGUCAGCUAA
Molecule: messenger RNA, 483 nt
Organism: Protopolystoma xenopodis
Lineage: Eukaryota; Metazoa; Platyhelminthes; Monogenea; Polystomatidea; Polystomatidae
Source: the annotation of a GenBank genome assembly